CGCGCGGUUGGCCCUUUCCCCGUUUUUUUGUACGUCUACUUAGGGUACCGUAAUUGUCUUAGUUCUUUCAUUGACACCUCGAUCAAAAACGCAACCACGUUACCAUACUGACGACGAAUUUCCCCCUUCGCAUAUACCACCAAGUCACGACAAUAAAAACAAGAAUUUUUCAAAAGCAGAACACAUCAUCAUCAGGGCAACACCAGCAUCAGCAAGACAUUCCAAAGCAGCAGAAUCAUUGCUCUUCAGUCCUUAGUUGCAAACGACUUCCGAACGAUCCCCCUAAUAUAAAUAAAGAACAAAGAAAAUAGAAGAAGCCAUCGAGAAAAAUAAGACUUCACCAAUGCCACUUUCACCAAUGAGACCAACCACUGCGAACAAGAGCAAAAGGUGCAGAAAUACAUCCAGCAACAUGCCUGCAAUGACGACGAGACGGACAGCGAUCGGCAUUUGUUGGGUGUCUUUGGUGCUCGCACCAUGGGGUUGCGUCGAAGGAUGGGUUGCUCCAAAAUCAACCGCACAGAAAACACCAAAAUCCACCGCACCAACUUCCAGCAACACCCUGUUCUACAAGACGUGUGGAUCGGACGAAACCUUCUCACGCGUCGCCAAACCCGUGCUUCCGGGCAUUCACGAAACGGUGCACGAAGAACGGCAGCCGCGCAAAGACGAAACAGAGGAUCCGGUGUCCAGAGCGGCAAGCAUCCCCUGGAUCGGAGACGAACACGAUUGCACCGGCGAUGUCUUUUUGCCCCACUGGAACUGGCAGCUGGACUUUUUUAGGACGCACCUGACCAACCUGCGGUUCAACCCACCGGGCGAUGCUAGCGACGAAGACCUCUAUUGCAUGGACGACGGGACCAAGCGCGUCUACACGAUUUCGCUGUCCUCGGACGAAUAUCGGGAUAUUCGAAUGACGUACAUGGAUUUCCCUUCCUGCAAGACAGUCCGUUGCCUGGCGUAUCCCUCCGACGAGAGACUUCCCAUCCUGGGCAUGGGAAUCAUGAAGUUUGGCAAGCACCAGCACAUGGCCGUCCUGGACUACCAGCCGCUGAGCACUAAAGAGGAGGACCACGACGUCAACGAUGCGUACACCUCGGAGCUCCUGCGGAUGCGGGCGGAGAACCCCACCAUGAGUCAGCCCCAUACCUACCGACACUUUGUGACGGAAGAGCGCAAGUACUUUACAGACUUUCCGCUGAUUGGCAAGUUCAACGACAAGGAGGAUCCCGCGUCACCGGAGCAGGGAACCUCUGCCUGGAUGCGGGAAAUGCACCGCGGCCAGAGGGAGUUUGUCGAGACGCACGUCAAGCUCACCCAGCGCCACACGGAGGCGGACCCGGGCACCACCGACGACGAUGCCAGCGUCAGGGAGGUCCACUCGGAGUUCGACACGCACGUUUCGAAGAAGGAACCGGCGGGGCCGAUGCUGACCGCCACCUACGGCGACGAAAUCGCGCACAGGCUGGUCCACCGGGUGAUCUUUCCGCUUUCAAGGAACUGAGCGAAAGAGCGCCGAGCCUCGCCACCUCGCCGGGAUAGGGGGAAAUGUACAAACCAAAAAAAGGAAGAAAUCGCGGUGUAACACUACACUGUCCUACMCUGUUGUCGACUCCAAUGUACCAUUAUUGCACAAAACCAAAACAACCACUCCUCAACGAUGUAUGUUACAUUAGAUAAAAAGUAAUUGCAAAC
Pseudo-nitzschia multistriata is the source of this 1695-nucleotide messenger RNA. NCBI's taxonomy places the organism in Eukaryota, Bacillariophyta, Bacillariophyceae, Bacillariales, Bacillariaceae. The record is from the annotation of a GenBank genome assembly.